Molecule: messenger RNA, 5655 nt
Organism: Lachancea mirantina
Lineage: Eukaryota; Fungi; Ascomycota; Saccharomycetes; Saccharomycetales; Saccharomycetaceae
Source: the annotation of a GenBank genome assembly
AUGAACACCUUCAGAAAAGCUCGUGCCUCCUUGAGGGCUCAAGCGUUGAGAAAAUUGGCUCUAACGGCUUCUUCCAAUUCGGAUGUGGAUUCGAUCACCAAAUUGGUUUCAACGCUUCCUGUGGCUUACGCCGCGCAAUCUUCAAAGCUGUAUACAAUUCCCUUAACUUUAAAUGAGCUGGAGAUUAUUCUUGGCCUUUGUCAUAUCAGGACUACCGAAGUAUCUCAGGUAGUGGGCGUCUUAGAAAAGUGCAUUGCACCGUAUUGCAUGGAAGUAUCCAGACAGAAGUACACCGAAUAUGUGAUCAGUAAGUAUCGAGAAUCUGGCUUAAAGUAUCCGGGUGAGGUACUCACUUUUGAGAUGGUAAGGUUUUUGAUUCGCGUUCACACAUCGAUUCCGAAGUUGCAAGAAAGAGUUGAAUUCUUGUUGAACCGGUACUUGAACCAAGUCUCCGAUGAAACGUCUCUUACUUCGAUCUUAUCACUGGUUGGAUUCCUUGAAGCCUUCAAUCAUGAGCAAAACCUUCGAUUACUGAAAUCGACAUUGACUCAAUUGCACACCCGCGUGACACCGGAGUUCUUAUGCGCAUUGGAACGAGCAGUACACAGCUCUGCGGCAAGUGAUGUCUUGAUUGAAUAUUUUGAUAGUGGUAGAGAAGUUUGUGCGAUCUUGAUCCUGAAACUCAUACAACAGCUGCAAGUUAGCUAUGUCCUCAAUUUGAUAGACGUUCCAAAGGACAAAUCGCUUUUCGAUCUUCUUCUGAGGGCAAAAGCGACUUCAGUUAAAGAACAGGAGAGUUCGCAUUCGGAUGAAGUGGAAGACAAGCUUGUGGAACAAUUGACGUUUGUGCACAAAAUGUGUGAUUACUCGUUCCAACAAAUGAAUGCACUCGAGGAUGGUGCCAACUACGUCCAAUUUUCGAGUCAAAACAGGGUCAAUCUCGCUUUUGAUGCGAAAUCUUCAAUGUUAGAGAUCCUCAGUUUAACACCUUUCAUUGGAUAUCGAACAGACGAGUUUGUCGAUAUAGUUAAGGACAACGUCGCCGAUACUAUAGAGGAAGGAUUUGUUUCUAACAAAUUGUUAGUCUCUGCAAUCAUAGCUUCGGCAUCCAUUCUGAACUAUUUCUCCGACGAAGUCUCUGCGGAACUACUACGUCUGUUCCCCAUUCUCGUCUCUUCUGAACUUGCUUCAAAAGACCUGGUGAAAUCCACGUCUGCUCAGUUCGGUUUAGGUCUCCUGCCCUUGAAAGAAGAUGCCGUGGUGAGUGCGAUUUACUCCAUCAAUAACCUUUUGGCUUUUGCGCAGGAUGGUUCCCCAAUUCCUGUCAUCAAAGAGCAUAGAGCACAUACUUUGAACGGCGCCGAUGGUCAACUCGACAAGCUUUUUUCAACAAGAACCCAUAGAACAAACACUAUCGGAACAUUACAAUCGCUUGUGAAGUUCAAAAAAUUCGAAGCAGACAAGACUAGCUCAAGUGUCGCCAAUCAGGAUGCCGUAACUAAUCAAACUUCUGAAACAAGUACAGAGUACUAUCAUAAAAUGCUCUUUGAGAACGUAGUCAUAGCAACGACUACAAUCGCUUCAAAUUAUGAUGACCAAUCUAUAAUGGCCCUGUCGAUUACUAUUCUGAAGCAAAAGUAUCGUUCCGUUUCUGAGAAACUUGAUCAUAUCAUAAUGAAGGGCCUUGCACAUAUGUCACUUUUUGUUGGACAGUCCGAGUUUUCAUUGCUUAUGAAAUUCUUUAAAACUGUUAUGAACAGUGCUCUCGAGAAGAAAGAUUCACUUCUUCUGGAAAGUGUGACACGCGCCUUGUGUCUCAUUUCAAAGAAAUUGUUAAAAACUCAAGCUGAAAGCACAUUAUACAAGAUUUACCUUCAAGAUUUAUUGGAAUCUGUGAUUUCGCGCGGCGACGUUGAUCGCUUAGAACAUCAUAGAUCCCACGUUGAAAUUUCAAAAGUUGCAGAUCAGAUUGCAGCGUAUAUCAAACCGUUGUCAAUGGUCCUUCCAACGCCGGAUUCGCCUCCUUUAGAUUUGGCGCUGGAUGAAACCACAACUAAUAUGAUGAGGAACUUCUGGUUUAACAUAGUGAUUCAUGGUUUUCAUCAAAAAUCGCCUUUGGCAACUAACCAUUACGAACAUCUCAAGCGCAUCGCAUAUAACUCUCCUCCCUUGGCCUCAGAUUUUCCGUUUAUCAACAGGGAAACUUCACUUGAGAUGAACACAAUUUUGAGGCGAGGUUCCUCCAACCAUAACUUAAGAGAUCAGAAGGCAAUUUUGUCGAGUCAGCUUUCCUUGAGUGCAGUAUCUGCGCGGACGCUUUCUACACCAAAAGUCAUGUUUUUGGCGGCCACAAUAUUCAUGGAAAGCUUGAGGUGCGAGGCAGGCGAUUGCUCGAAGAUUUUACUCUACUUGUCUGAUCCUACCAUAUCAGACAGCGGUAUUGAAAAAUUUAUCGGUACAAUUAGCGUAUCCAUGAUUCACAAAUACGCCAAACUAAUCAUUCAGGGAGAUCCUAAAAUAUUCUCCGCCGAAAUGGUUGCCCAGCGCUUGACGAGUAUUCUUCUACUUCUCAUUCAUCGAGAGUUGAUUUUACAAGAUGCCGCUUUUCAGUGUUGCGACGCUUUCAUUGCAGAAAUUCCCUCCAGUCUCUGUCACCACAGCUCACUGUACACUUUAUUGGAUUUGUUGUCAAUGCUUUUCGAAAGCGUCGUGCAGCUAGAAACCAGAAAAUUUGAGCCACAGUUCGAGUUUGUUUUAAAACACUCGAAAAGAAGAGUACUUCUUCCUGAUUCUUAUCAGUGGAGAUGUGCAACACUAGAGCGCCUUCAAAAGUUCUCGAAAAAAUGGGUUCGAUCAAUUUUGAAUAUAGCGAAUCAGGAUUGCAAAAUUUUGCUUCAAUCUUAUAUUUCUGAACUCAGCGCUUUUCAGCGGUUGGACAAAGUUGAGUUCGGUGUUUCAUUCGCACUUGAACUGGCAGGCACCAUACUUCCUGUGGAUCGAGAAUUAUCGACCAUGCCGAAACAUGGAUAUGGACAACCCAACACGAUUUCUGGUUUUCUCUCGCAGCACGCUUGGAGAUCUAGAUUUUUAAUUGAGAGAAACUUCAUUACAUCUCCAGAGUCUGUACAGAAGGAUUGCCUGGCCCUAAAAGGAGAGAUAGAGGACAACCUGGCCAACAGGCAGGAUGUGAGCGAUAAAAUUGUGGCCCACUAUCUUGACUUGGUGGCUACGCUUUUGAUAUCCGGAAAAGGGGAAUCUGCCUCUUUGGUUUACGAUAUCGUGAAUGUUCCCUUCAGUAUUUUUACGUCGGGUGUUAUGAAGGUCGCUAUCAAUGUCUGGCUAUCGGUUAUAAAGGAGCGAAACGAUGUUUCAUAUCUCCUUCUGUCUGAAAUCGGGCGCAGCUGGAUGGGCUCUAUUGACAAGGGUGUGGGCCUCUUUUCACGGGAUCAUGACCUCAUUAAAGAGGAAUUCAGUUACAUGGAGUAUGCUCCAUAUGAUAAGAAGCAAAUUAACAGGGCCGCUCAUGAGGCAAGUAAAGCGAUACAGCCUCACACUCAGAUCAUCAAAUUUUUCACCUCCCACUUUGAAGCUACGAUGUUUGUGAGCUUGCAUCUGCUACAGAUAUUCACGAAGCUAUGCUUGUACGGUUUGAAAAGCCUUGACCGCGCCAGUCUACAUCCAUUUGCUAGAACUGGUCGAACGGAAUUACUGAACUUUGCCUUGCUUAUUUUCUCUGCCAAUUUGAAAUAUCACACCAGCUAUGCGACCCCCGUAGCGCAUGCUUUGGUUGAGGGCGCUCUAAAAUGGUUUGAAAGACCGCUAAUGUGGCCGUUCGGAUCAAAUGAACUUAAAAUCAGAGCGGACCUGUCUCUUCUCAUUGAUUUAUACAAGGGUCUAAGCAGAAAACAACAUUUGAGAAGCAUAUGCCGAUACGAGCUUCCACUCCUGGAAUAUCUUCUUCUUAGUGAAAUCACGCAUAUUGAAACUUGGUUAAAUCCGUUGGCGCGACCACUUGAAAAACACAAAAUUUCCAUUGAGUUAAUAGUCACAGCUUUCAAAAAAUGUCCAUCAUUGGCUGUCAACUUGAUAGACAGAUACCCUUCCAAGCUGUCCGAAGAAAAGCUUAGAAGUCUAGUGAGAAAUGAUCCAAUCCGCUGCGUAACGUCAGAAGCGCUUCUAAUGCAUCUUCUUGAAACAGAUGGAGACUUACAUUUUGUCCUUUAUUGGCGACCAGUUAGCCCUCUCAAGUCCAUUAAUUUAUUCUUGCCAAAGUGGGCAAACAAUCCUUUUAUCGCACAGUUCAAUGUAAGUGCCUUAGAAUCGCACGACGUCAAUCUGACAUUUUUUUACGUUCCCCAAAUCGUUCAGUGUUUGAGAUUUGAUCCCUUGGGCUAUGUCGAGCGAUUUAUUAUCGAUACUGCCAAGAUCAGCGUAUUGUUCUCGCAUCAAAUCAUUUGGAAUAUGCUGGCCAACAGUUUUAAAGACGACGAAGGCGAGAUUCCCGACGAUUUGAAGCCUACUUUAGACCGCAUUCGGGAUAAGAUGAUAUCAACAUUCACAAGUCAGCAGAAAGACUUUUUCAACAGAGAGUUUGAUUUCUUCAAUGAAGUGACAGGGAUCUCUGGAAAAUUGAAGCCUUUCAUAAAGAAAUCGAAAGCCGAGAAGAAACUUAAAAUAGACGAGGAAAUGCAAAAAAUUGCAAUUCGUAAGGAUGUUUACCUUCCCUCGUAUCCUGAAGCGGUUGUAGUCGACAUAGAUCGCCAUAGCGGUAAGCCACUACAAAGUCAUGCCAAGGCGCCUUUCAUGGCUACCUUCAAAAUAAAGCAGACGCGCAAAAAUGUUGAAACCCAUAAGAAGGAAACAAUCGAGAAAUGGCAGGCUGCCAUCUUCAAAGUUGGUGAUGAUUGUAGGCAAGACGUAUUGGCUUUACAGCUCAUCUCGGUUUUUAGAGCGGUGUGGUCUGGUAUCGGCUUGGAUAUCUUUGUUUUUCCAUACAGAGUGACAGCCACGGCACCUGGAUGCGGUGUUAUCGACGUCUUACCAAACUCGAUAUCUCGAGACAUGUUGGGGAGAGAAGCCGUGAACGGCCUUUACGAGUACUUCGUAACCAAAUUUGGUCAUGAAAAUACGAUAGAGUUUCAAAACGCAAGAAACAAUUUUGUGAAGUCACUCGCAGGUUACUCAGUAAUUUCAUACCUUCUUCAGUUUAAGGACAGGCACAACGGAAAUAUCAUGUACGAUGAUCAAGGAAAUUGUUUGCAUGUCGACUUUGGCUUUAUCUUCGACAUUGUGCCUGGUGGUGUCAAGUUCGAAGCCGUGCCAUUCAAGCUCACCAAGGAAAUGGUUCGCGUCAUGGGCGGCUCGCCGGACACGCCGGCCUUCCGCGACUUCCAAGAAAUCUGUGUUAAGGCCUACCUGGCUGCCCGUCCACACAUGGAUCUGAUAAUUGAAUGUGUUAAGCCAAUGUUGAGCAGCGGUUUGCCGUGCUUCAAGGGCCAUAAGACAAUCAAAAACUUAGAGGCACGUUUCGUACCUCAGAAAUCUGAUCACCAAGCUGCCGAGCACAUGAUGGGCUUGAUCAAAAGGUCCUACGAAAGCAUUUUCACCAAAGGUUACGAUGAGUUUCAGAGACUAACUAACGGAAUUCCUUAUUAG